GGUUGCAGCACAGUCACCUUUGCAGUUAAGCCAAGGGCUCCCAGUUGAAAAUACGAAAUCUGUUUUGUCUGUUGAAGGAUCACAAUUUCACAGCAUGAAAUCUGUGAAAUUGACCUCAGAAAUACAAUUUCAAGGUGUGAAAUCUGAGGAACUGAAACUAGGACCAAGACAGCAAGAUGUGAAAUUUUCUGAAUUGACUUCAGGGCCAAAGCUUCAAGGUGUCACAUUUGGGGAGCAAACCCCAGUACCACUGUUUCAUCAUGUGAAUUCUGUGAUGACUCCAGAGUUAGGGCUUCAAGAUUCUAAAUUAGUGAAGAUGUCUCCAGAGCUUCAAGAUAAGAAACAGAUUGGGCUUAACCCAGGGCCAUGGCUACAUGAUGUCAAAUUUUGUGAUCUGACAUCAGGAACCCAAUCUCAAGGUGUGAAAUCUUCAGAGUUAAAAUCAGGGCCACAAAAACAAUAUAUGAAAAUUUUUGAGUUCACUCCAGAGCCAAAGAAGCAAGGAGGAAGAUCUACGGAGUUGACCCCAGGACCUGAGCAGCAAGGGGUUAAACCUGAGAUGUCAGUACCAGAGCCACUGUUUCAAGGUGUAAAAUGUGUAGAGGUUGGUCAAAUGUUAAGCGUUAACAGUGACAUUUCACAUAAAUUAGUGUUAGAGCCACAGAUUGCAGAUGUGAAGUCUAUGGAGUCGACUCCUGAGCAACAGUUGCCAAGUGUCAACUUUUCUGAGUUGACCAGAAGACCACAGUUACAAGGUAUGAAAUCUGAAUUGAUCCAAGGACCACAGUUAAAAGAUGUAAAACCUGUGGAGUGGACCCCAAUCUCAAGGUUUCAAGAUUUAAAAUCUGAGACACUAAUCCCAGAGCCACAGCUAGAAGACAUGAAAUCUGUGGAUUUAACCCCAUGGUCACAUUUGGGAGGUAUGAAACCUGAAGAAUUUACUUUAGAGCCACAAAUGCAAGACAUGAAAUUUGUGGAGAUUACCCCAUGUUUCAAACUUGAAAGUUUAGACUCAUUAGAGGAGACUCCAGAUCCAUUGCAAUGUGUAAAAUCUGUGAAGUUGACUCCAAGGCCAAAGAAGCAGAUAGUAAAACCCACAAAUGUAACCAGAAUGCGAAAAUUUCAUGGAGUAAAAUCUGUGGAUUUAGCUCCAAGGCAACAGUUUCAAGGGAUGGCACUUUUGAAUUUAACUCCUAAGAAGUUAAAACUUGAAGCACAGCUGCAAAGCAUAAAAUCUCCCAAGUUGACCCCAGGGCCACAGUUACACCAAGUGAAACCCUUGGUGUCAACUUUAGAACCACAGAUUCAAGGGGUGGAAACUGUUGAUCUAAAACAAGAGACACCACUUGGAAGUAUGAGACGUAUUCAGUGGACACCAGAACCUGAGUUCCAAGGUGUGAAAUCUAUAGGGUUAAAUCUUGGUUCACAAUCUCAAGGUGUCAAAUCAGCAAAGUUGAAGUCAUUGAUACAGUCAAGAAAUGUGAAAUCAUCUAAAUUGAUUCGAGGACCAAAAACUCAAGGUGCAACACAUAUGGAGUUCAACUGUGGGCCACAGUUGCAGAGUGUGAAAACCCCUGAGUCACCCCCAGAACAACUGCAGAAAGGGACAUUUUUGGCCUCAACAUCAGAGCCACAGCUUCAAGGCAUAAAAAGUGUGGAGUUAAACCAACAGCCACAGCUUGGAAGUAUGAAAUCAGUUCAGUGGAUACCUGCAUUAGAGUUUCAAUGUAUGAAAUCUCUGUUAAAUCUUGGGUUACAAUCUCAAUGUGUCAAACCAGCAGAGUUGAAACCUUUGACAAAGUCAGGAGAUACAACAUCAUCUAAGUUGACUCCAAAGCCAGAACUCCAAGGUAUACAAUCUUUGGCGUCAUUCCAGGAACAUCAGCCUGAAGGUUUUGAUUUGAAACGUCUGCAGUUUAGAAGUAUGAAAUCAUGUGACCUGACUUCGAGGUCAAAGCCCUGUGAUAUAAAAUCUAUGAUGUCCAAAUCUAGUCUUCACUUGCAUGAUGGGAAAUCUCCUAAAUUGACCUCAGGACUGCGGCUUCAAGAAGCGAAACCCUUACAGUCAUCCCCAGGAACACAGCUUCAAGGGGUAAAGUCUCCAGUGCUUACACAAGAACCACAACUUCUAGGUGUAAAAUCUGGGGUAUUAAGUCAAUUUCAGAGUGAUAAAAUGAUGCAGUCGAGCUCCCCACUACACUUGAAAAGUAUGAACUCAUCUAAGUUGGCUCUUCAGAAAAAGCUUCAAGAUGUGAAAUCGGAGGAUUUCAACUUUCGGUCACAAUGGCAAGAUCUAAAAUCUUCUAAGUUGCCUCUUGGUAUAAAGUCCCAAGAUACGAAGUUUACUGAGUUAAAUCCCAGCUCACAGAUGCAAGAUACAACAUUGUCUAAAUCGAAUAUAGAGACAAAGAUUCAAAGUUUCAAAUUUAAAUAUUUCAACCCCAAAUCAUUGGUACAAGUUAUGAAAUCUUCUCAAAGGACUUCAAAGACAAAGCUUCAAGAUACAAAAGACAAAAAAAUCAGCAUUGUCCCCCAGUUGCAAUCUUCUGAGCCAAUACUGGGGACAAAGCUUGAAAAAGUGAAAUCAGAAGAAUUCAAGUCAGGUCCACAGUUGCAAGAUAUAAAAUCUUCUAGGAUGGUCGUGGGUAUAGAGCUUCAAGAUGUAAAAUCUAUGAAUUUCGGGUCUGGAUCACACUUGCAGGGUAUGAAAUCUUUUGAAGUGAUCCCAAAGGAAAAGCUUCAAGGUGUGGAAUCUGUAGAAUUAAAACCUAGUCCAAAGUUACAAGAUGAGAAAUCAGAUUUGACCCUGGGGAGGAAGUUUCCAGGUGCAAAAUCUGUAGAGUUGGAUUCAGGUCCAAAAUUACAAGACAUAAAAUGUUCUGACUUGAUCAUAGGUAUAAAGCUUCAAGAUUUAAAAUCGGUGGGGUUCAACUCUAGAUCACACUUUAAAGGUAUGAAAUCUUCUGAAGUGAUCCCAGAGACAAAAUUUCAAGAAGUGAAAUCGUUUUUCAACUCUGAGCCACAGACACAAAGUGAAAAAUCUCAGUCAAUUCAAGCAACAAAGCUUCAAGCUGUGAACUCCUUAAGGUCCAACCAUGGUCCAAAAUUACAAGGUGGAAAAUCUGAUUUAACCCAGAAGAGGAAGCUUCAAGAUGUGAAAUCUGUUGAGUUAAAGCCUGAUGCACAUUUACAAGUUGUGACAUCUGAGUUAACACCAGAGACAAAGCUUCAAAGUGAAGAAUCUGUGGAGUUCAUCACUGGGCCAAUGUGUCAAGAUACGGAAUCUUUUGAAUCAACUCUAGGUACAAAGGAACAAGAUGUUAAAUCUUUGGGGUUUAACUCAGCCCCACAAGAUAGGAAAUUGUCUAUGUUGACACAAGGCACACACCUACCAGGUGUGAAAUCUGUGGAAUUCAACUCUGGGACAAAUUUGCAAGGUGCAGAAUCUUCUGAAUUGGUAAAUCUUCAAAUUAUGACCUCUACAGAGAUAAAAAAUGGCCCCAGCUUUCAGGUUGCAAAACCCUCUGAUUUGGCCUUGGAAUCAAAGGCUCACAGUGUAAUAGCUUCUGAGUUCAAUUCUGGAAAGCAGUGGCAAGGGAUGAAAUCUGAUUUGACCACCAAGACGAAGCUUCCAGAUGAGCCAUUUCUGGAAUUCAAGCAUGAACCUAAAUUGCAAGGUGGGAAAUCCUCUGAACUGAAUCCAGAGCCACAGCUUCAAUGUAUAACUUUUAUGGCAUUCAACACUGGGCCAGAGUUGCAAGGUCUGGAAUCCUCUGAGUUGAAUCCCGGGCCAGAGCUUCAAGGUACAAAAGCUAAUGUGUUCUGCCUUGAACCACAUUUGCAAGGUAUAAAUUCUUCCUCAUUAAUUUCAGAACCAAAACUUCAGUGUAUAAAUUCUACUGGCUGCAACCCUGGACCACAUUUGCAAGGUGUGAACUCUUCUGAAUUUUUACUCUCAGAACUUCAAAGUAUGAAAUCUUCUGAAUUGAAUCCAGGGACAGAGAUUCAAAGUGAGACAUCGAUGGUGUUCAACCCUGGACCACAUUGGCAAGGUCUGAAAUCUAAACUGAUUCUAGACUCAAAGUUUCUAGGUGCAGCACCUAUGGAAUGCAACCCUGGGCCACAGGUGCAGUGUGAAAGUUCUUGUGAAUUGAAUCCUGGGCCAAAAUUACAAUGUGUAAAUUCGACUGGUUGCAUCCCUGAGCCACUCUUGGAAGGUGUAAAACCUUUUGAGUUGACUCCAGGGACAAAAUUUCAGGGUAUAAUGACAACAGAGCUCAACUCUGGCCCAAAGUUGCAAGGUGUGAAUUCUUCUGAAUUGAAUUCAGGGUCAGAACUUCAAUGCAUAAACUCUAUAAAGUUUAAUCCAGGGCCACAAAUACAUGGCAUGAAAUCUUGUGAAUUGAACCCUGGGCCAGAAUCUCAAGGAACAAAGUCUAUUUUGUUUAAUCCUGGACCAUAUUUGCAAUGUGUAAAAUCUUCUCACUUAACUCCUGGGACAAAGUUUCCAGAAGUCCAAGUUUUGGAGAACCCCCUUGGGCCACAGCAACACGUUGGGCACUCUGUUUUGGGUCCUCAAUUAAAUGGUGCAAAAUCUGUGUUAUUUUUACCACAGCCAUUGCUUGAAGAUGUAAAGUCUAUGACGAUGAACAAAGAACCGUUACUUUGUGGUGCAAAUUCUGUAAAAGUGAUUUCAGACUCUGAGCUUCAGGACUUAAAAUAUGAGGUGUCUGCACUAGAGUCAUGCUUUAAAAGAGUGAAAUCUGUGGAGUUAAAUCCAGGAUCAAAUACUGAGUUGAAAUCUGCAGAAUUAACCUCACAGCUAACAUCUUCAUUUGAAGAUCCUACAAUGUUGACUCAUGAACAAGAGCUUCAGGCUGUGAAAUCUAUAGGGAUAAAGAUAAGGCCUCCUCAAGUUAUGGAUUCUGAGGAUUUGAAUCUAAGACAGGUAUAUCAGAAUAGGGAAUCUGAGGAGUUAACAUCAGGAGAAGAGUUACAGACAGGGAAUUAUUUCUCUAGGUUUCUACAUAACUCUUCAAACUCAGUCAUCUCAAGCACUGUCAAAACAACAUCUGAAUUAGGAGGCCUUCGGGAUUCUGAGAUGACCAAAGUAUCAAGAGCCUUGGAUAUAAAAAGCCUUUGUACAGGUAUUUUGCAGCCUGAAGAGACGUUUGCUUCAAACUUUCCCUUGUCCUUUCAUAAUCAACUCUCUGACAAGACAGCUCACACUGUAGAAAACCCCCAUUCUGAGACCCCAGGAGUGAAUGUCAUAUCUAAGGAGAGGAUUCAGAAGGGGCAGGUGGCAGAGUUAGAGAAUUCACUCCAGGGCCUCUUCCAACAUCCACCAAAAAGCUGGAGAUCACUAGCUAGGCCCUUCCAGACAGGAUCAGGGGCUCAAAGAGACCUUACCUGGUCUGUCCUGGGAAGACAACAGAAUGUCUGGGAGAGUCACUCCUGGAAGCAGAAACUACCUAGAAAAUAUCUCUCCAAUAUGCUAAUGCUGGGGAAUGUCUUGGGGACCACUAUGGAAAGGAAGUUUUGUUCUCAAAUGCCUUUAACAGAAGGAGUCACUACAGAUACCCAACCUAUUCAGAAUUUAUUUGGGGUUCCAGCUGAAUUGAUGGAAUUUUCCCAGAGUCUGCUAGAGAUGGGUCAAGGUACUAUUUCUCAGGCUUCAGCGGUCAAAAACUACAUUCAAAGACAUACUUCAUGUCAUGGUCAUGAGAAAAGAAUGGCCUUAAGGAUGUGGACACGUGGUUCUAUGUCCUCCAUAAUACAACAAUACUCUGGAACUAGAGUGAGAAUAAAGAAAACAAAGCUCAGUGAUAUAUCCCAGGAAGUCAUUCAGCACAUGCCUAUUUCAUAUACAGGGGACCAGCUCCUUGACCCAGUAAAGUCAGAGUCUUCCUUCAAUAUAGUUUUCACUAUGAAAGAUCCUGUUCCAGUGAAAGAGAGUGAGAACUCACAGACUGAUUCACAGACAAGGAUUUUUGAGUCCCAAUACCCCCUUAAGUCAAGUUAUCUUUCCCAGGACAACUCUGUUUUCUCAGAACAACUCCAGUUGCUACAAGAUCUGCAGCUAAAAAUAGCAGCAAAACUGUUAAGAAGUCAAAUACCCCACAAUGUGCCUCCACCACUAGCUUCAGGACUGGUCCUGAAAUACCCUAUCUGUUUACAGUGUGGCCGAUGUUCAGGUUUCAAUUGUUGUCAUAAAUUACAGGACACUUUGGGGCCUUACCUUAUUAUCUAUCCACGGCUCUGCUUUGUAAGCAGUCCUGAAGGUCAUGGGGAGAUUAGAUUGCGUCUUGGCUUUAGGUUGCAGUCUGGGAGAAGAUCCCAAGUCCCAAAGUAUCAUAGAAGAGACAGACCCAUUACACCAAGGAGCCUGAUAUCAUCAUCAUUAAGGAAAGCUAAAAUCUGUACUCAAGCUUCCAAGAAUUCUACUUCCACAAUAGAUUUCCCAUUUCAGUCUUCCCAGUCUCCUGCUCCUAUACAAGUCCACAUUAGGCAAAAGCAAUGUGGCAGCCCUGACCUUAUAGGAAAGACAGAUAGUAGAGAACCUGGACACUAUGAAUUCACUGAAGUUCACUCUUUACCAGAGAGUGACUCUAAAAGCAAUCAGGAUGAAGUAUGGGCUGAAAUGAGAAGCCAAAGCACCUGUGAUUCAAAAUAUCCAACGAAAAAAAUCUCCAAGGGAGUUAGAAUAAAAAACAAAAAGUUCUACACAAACAGUAGAACCUUAAAACACAGUCUCUCUAGGGAACUACCAGCCCAGUUAAAAAUGAAAAGGAAAGGAGCACCUCAGACAACUACUGACUCUUUUAAAAGACAGCCUAAGACAUCCUCCCAACCCAAAUUCAUUCAGCUGGUUUUUCAGGGACUAAGGAAGGCAUUCCAAACAGCACACAGAAUUAUGGCGUUUGUUGGGCAGAAAUCUGAGGACAGAGCAAGGGCAGGCCAUUUGUGGUCAAGCAAAAAUUACCAAACAAAACAAAAAGCCAGAGACUACUGCUUACUAAGAGAUAUUGAAAAAGACAGGAUGCCAGUUACGAAGCUAAAGCCAACAGACCCAACCACUGAACAGGAGAGCAUGUUGUGGGAAGGAACAGACCAACUCAGAUCAGCUCAACAACCAAAAACAGAUAGCUCUUUCCAUCUCAGACUUUUCCCACUGCUCCCACGCAGAGUUUCCCAAGGAAGCGCCACUCCCCAAAACACCACAAUCAGACAUCGUUUGGGUACCAUUCAAAAUGGCAGUGGCUGCAGACCUAAGAAAAAUUUCUACCGAAAAGAAAUCUCUAGCCCGGAGUCCAAGAACUUCAAAACAGGACUCAGCGGUCAGGCCCAAGGGAGAAUCCUAUAUGGUUCUGCUAUGAAGAGAACCUCACACAGUCGCCUUAAAGACAAACUCACACGUAAGAAACCAGACCACCACAGCUUCCUUAGGGAAAGAAGCGCUUGCACUUUCUCUGAGAGGAGACGUCCCAGUCCCUCUCCGAGAAAUCAUUGCCGUUUCUCUCGGAGAAGCCUUCGCAGUCCCCCUCAGAGGAGCCGUCUGAGUCCAUCUGAAAGGAGCCAUUGCAGUCCCCCUCAGAGAAGCGAUUGCAGUUCCUCUCAGAAAAGCCAUCACAGUCCAUCUCAGAGAAACCAUUGCAGUCCCUCUCAGAGGGGACAUCGCAGUCCCUCUCAGAGGAGCCGUCGUAGUCUCUCUCAGAGGAGCCGUCAUAGUCUCUCUCAGAGGAGACAUCGAAGUUCUUCUCAGAGGAGACAUCGCAGUCCAUCUCAGAAGAGCCAUCUCGGUCCCUCUGAGAGGAGAUGUCACAGACCCUCCGAGAGAGGCCACCGCCCCUCUAAGAGAAGAGGAGGAUACAGUCUUUCUGAACGCAGGCAACCCAGGCUCUGUGAGAGGAGUCGUGGCAGUCCCUCGAAGAGGAGAGGGCACAGUCACUCUGAGUGGAGCCAACACAGUCCAUCUGAGAGAGAACAUCACAGUUCCCCUAAGGAGAGCCCCCGACAUAGUUUGUAUAAAGAUCUCAAGGCUCACUCAAAUUAUGUCUCCUAAGGACCUUACAAGAAAACCCCAAAGCAGGGCAAGUUUGGAGUCUCGAAGAGAGUAGAUGAGAUUUCCGACCCCAUUAUUCAUUUAUUCCCUCAAGUCCUCACCAAGCUUGCCUCUCCUGGCUUCUUUCCUGCCCAGCUACUGGCUCCAGUUCCAGCACCCUCAGCAAUGAAAAGAGUUUAUGCCUCUCCAUCAGGGGGCUGGGGCAACGGGAGUGGGCCUGCAGUUUCUCUAAGAUUAAUAAAGGGGCAAUAACUGAUUUCCUUGUGCAUGUAGAAAGACCACUCGUCUUACUCGGUGGAGGAUGGAGGGUGGAGGGACACGAAAGGGGAGGGUCCAGGGGCCAGACUAAAGCUCCACCCCCAACUCACAGUCCCCGAGGUCCCACAACCUAAUCCAGAGGGCGGGGUCUCAGAGGAAUUGGAGGGCGAUCCGACCCCUCACGUGACUCACUCCG
This is a messenger RNA of Phyllostomus discolor (pale spear-nosed bat), 8516 nucleotides long. RefSeq lists its product as uncharacterized. NCBI's taxonomy places the organism in Eukaryota, Metazoa, Chordata, Mammalia, Chiroptera, Phyllostomidae. The coding region runs from base 95 to 8062 and encodes 2655 amino acids. The transcript has 2 exons. The record is from RefSeq and is a predicted model, not a curated record.